This is a messenger RNA of Cottoperca gobio, 4393 nucleotides long. RefSeq names its product RNA binding motif protein 20 (gene rbm20). The coding region runs from base 1 to 3399 and encodes 1132 amino acids. Gene Ontology annotation, cellular component: nucleus. Gene Ontology annotation, molecular function: RNA binding; zinc ion binding. NCBI's taxonomy places the organism in Eukaryota, Metazoa, Chordata, Actinopteri, Perciformes, Bovichtidae. The record is from RefSeq and is a predicted model, not a curated record. The transcript is spliced from 14 exons.
AUGCAGCAAGCUUGGGAUCGGACAAGUAGCACUAACAGGGUCAGGAGAGACCAUACAAAAAUGCUGGGAAAAGGACAAAGUGGCGGAUACCCCCCCGAGACAAGGAGUGAACUCUUGCAGAGCAUCAAUGCGGUGCCUGUGGUCAGCACUGAUAAGAAGAACCUCCAGAUAGGGGCAGGCGGAGUGCAUGCAGAGCCUCAGCAGCAGAACCAGCAGCUCUUCUUGACCCCAGCCAGCCUCCAGCUCGCUCAACUCCAGGCCCAGCUUACGCUCCAUCGCCUAAAACUGGUUCAGGGGGGCAAUACAGCCACUGCCGCCUCUGUUCUCAAUCAGGUUCUUUCCAAUGUCGCCAUGUCCCAACCACUGUUCAAUCAGCUACGGUCUUCAACUAUGGUUGGGAACCCUCAGGGUGCCUUCCCCACAGGGGUGCUAGGUUUUUCCUCUUCCAAUUCAGCGAUGGGGGCAUUGGGUGGCGGGGGAUUCAACCAACACUCAGGGAAUGUAAGACUGAACCAUACUGGUGGUGGGGGCACAGUAAGCCAACAGGGUGCGGAGUACGCUAAAACGUCAGGGUCUACUUACCCUUCUGAUACUGACAGGCGUGUUCAGUACAACUUUGUUGGGGGGACAUCUGCAGCCUCAGCCACUGCUGGUGAUGGACAGUACUCAGUGAUUAACACUCAGGCAAAAAACAUGAACAAUGUUGGUUUUCAGAGAGAUUUCUAUGGGCAUGAUAUGCUGGGGCAACAAGCUGGGUUUAGUGUCAAUGAGCAGAACAUGAAUGUUUAUAACUCCACUGGGCAGAAGGAGCAAUGGAAAGGCCCCGCUAACUUGAGUCACACUGGAAAGGUGGAUAUGGUAUCUAAUGCUGCCAAUAUGUGGACAGCAGCUGGGCAGCCAAUUCAGUCCAGAACGGAACUGUAUAACCCAGAGGAGCCAACUCCUGAAGCCAAGUACAAUCCCAUUAGUGGGGUUUCUUCUUUUACUACAAGUGGCACACAGGGGUUUGUGGGCUACCAGCACCAGCAUGGAAGUGAGGAAUGCCUAUCUUCAGGUACCAGGACACUUCAGCCUUACCAAGUCAAUGAUUACCAUGCCGUCACACCCACUCAACUGCCACACCAGUGUAGCAUCUGUGACAAGAAGGUCUACAACCUCAAGGACUGGGACCAGCACGUGAAGGGAAAACUACACCUGCAGAACCGAACCUUGUACACAAACGAAUGCUCCGCAGUGGUAUCAGCUGGAGCUGUUCACUACGCUGUCGGUAGGCCUUCUGAUGGAGGUCUGAUCUCCGGAGGGACAAACUCCAUGGUCUACUCCGCUGCAAGUCAAGAUGUGUCCGCAGGAGCCAAUGCAUCAUACUUGCCAGCUGCAGCCAUGAAGACUUAUCCCACCUCCUCAGACACAGGAUUUUCCUCACAUCAGCCAGAGUCAAAGGCCACAAUAGGGCGAGUCGUCCACAUCUGCAACCUCCCUGAAGGCAGCUGCACAGAGAAUGAUGUCAUCAACCUGGGAAUACCCUUUGGCAAAGUCACCAACUACAUCCUCAUGCGCUCUACCCAUCAGGCAUUUGUGGAGAUGGCGUAUGUGGAAGCUGCUCAGGCCAUGGUUCAAUACUACCAACUUACUCCAGCUAUGAUUAGCAAUCAGAAACUUCUCAUACGAAUGUCUAAGAGAUACAAGGAGCUGCAACUCAAGAAACCAGGUAAAGAUGUUCAGUUGAUCAUCCACGACAUCACCUCUCAUCGGGAAAGGGGUGAGAUGCAAGAACUUGAACACUACCUGCCAGAGAGAGCGCGCUCCCGCAGCCCCAUCAGCCGCUCUCUGAGUCCUCACUCUCACAGCCCCAGCUUUACAUCAUGCAGCUCAGCCCACAGCCCGCAGGGGGGACCAUGCAGGGGUCCUGAGAGAGGCAGCAAUGGCCUGGGCCCCCGCCGGGGCUCUUGGGAUCGGUCAUCACACUUAAGAAGGGGUGAAGACGAAAGGGAAAGGGACGACCCAUGGAGGAAUGGGGGCAGCGUGGAUGACGAUCGGCCUAAUGGACGCGCAGCCGAACGUCGGAAGGCUUACCAGAAACCCUUGGAUCAUAUCAGCUCAAGGUCUGCAGAUGAACGGGGUGGAGGUGGAGGGGAAGGGAUGAGGGGCAACAGAGACUGGCACACACGAGGCAGCCCGCAAGGCAUGUCUUUCAACUCUUUCAGGAACAUGGAGGACGACUUCUACACGAAGGAACAAAUGUACAAGUCAGACAAGCCGCCCAGACCUCCGUACCAAAGGCACGAUACAAAGCCAAAGAGGAGGGAUGGUGGCGACUACCAGAGUAGGUCGAGGCAUUCUGAGUUUGAGAUAACUGAGGAGCCACUUCGCAGAACACUAGAGGACAAGAGGCAGGGUUCACCAGACAGGGGCAGGAGCAAAAAGACAAGCAGGAGGCACACCGCUGCGGACAAACAUGAGAAAGAAAAUGCUACAGAAAAUACUGAUCGCCAGUCAAAAGAAAAAUCUGUUUCACCUCAGAUAAGCAAUAUGCCAAAAGAGUCUACUGAACGUAGUACAGAAAGGGACACUGUGAAGGAGUGGAAAAGUGGAGAAGACACUGAUGAAGAGUGUUGGUAUCCUAAGAACAUGGAGGAACUGGUCACUGUAGAUGAAGUGGGAGGAGAAGAUGAUUCCAUAAUUGAGCCCGACCUUCCUGAGCUGGAAGAGUUUGUAUCCUGCCCCCAACGGUCUGCAGAGGAAGAAGCAGCGGAGGAAGGUAUAUUACCACCUACCUCGUCCUCCUUGGAGACAUCUAGCAAAAAGUCUAACCAGGAAAAGUUCUGUGAGGAUGCUGGAGGCCUGGCAGAAACAUCUGUAAAUGAGAAACCAGGGAAUGUUUUAACUGCAAGCAGUCCUGAAGAGCAGACACUCAGUCCAGUGACUCGUGAGCUACCAGUCACUAACCUCAGUGACUUCCCCAGUGAGGAGUUCAAGGCUGCUCUGGAGGAGACAUGUUUAGAGGAUAAAGUAACCAAAAGUGGGCCAACAGAGGAGCCGAUGGAAAAUCACAUUUACGCAUUAUCAGAGGACAGCAAAACCCCAGACGUAGGACAGGUCAUCAAUAAUGGGGUUCAACACAAGGAUGGCAUUCUUAAAAAAGAGAUCGGGGCCUCCUCGCCAUCUCGAGAGCAAGACAAAGCUGUCGGUGAACACAACAUCCCUUUGGGAGUGGAGUUUAUUGUGCCGAGGACCGGCUUCUACUGUAAACUCUGCGGACUGUUCUAUAACAGUGAGGAGACUGCGAAGACCACUCACUGCCGCAGCACCGUACACUACAGGAACCUACAGAAAUACCUGUCCCAGCUGGCUGAGGAGAGCCUGUCGGGGGUACUUGCUGAACCCUCAGCUGCACAGUGACAUCAGCUCGAGCUCUCACGUCUUGUAAAGCGAACAGCAGAAGAAGGAUUCGUGUAUGUGUGCUGAUGGUGCAGGAUUGUGGAUAAUGUGACACAUGGAAGCUAGAGUAUGUGGACAAUUGCACUGGUUUUGAUAUUUUGGGAGAAGGAAUGUUUGAAAGUCUUCGAUGGCACUGGCAAUCCCAGCCAUAGAUGCUCUCUAUGUUGUACAUACCUGAGGUGUAAUGUAUAGUGAGGCUACAAUAUUUAAUUGCCAUUUUAUUGGUUUAUCAAUUUUCUUACACUUUAUUUUAUUGGAUUGUGUGUGAUAAAAUGUUUUUGUUAUUUUUUUGGAAUGGAAAUUCUUUUUGCAAAUGAUGUCUCAUUACUAAGAAGACACAUUUUUACAGUAUGGGUGUGUGUUCAGGCAAUUUUAUGAGUUUAAAUUAGCAACAAUGAUACAUUUACAUCUGUAAAAUGACUUGAAAUAUGUGCCAAGGAACGUUUUUACUCAGUUAAAAAACUGAGGCAGAUUCUCAGGUUUGUUGUAUAUGUUUAAUAGAUUUCAAUGUUUAGCUUAGUACACAACAUUACAUUUGUAUUUAUAUGUAAGGCUUUAAAGGCUCUUGCUGUUUUUCUUUCAUCUUGUGCCAGUUCGUGCACAACAAUAACUGUCUGUCUGUUAAAAAUGUAAAUCAUUUGGAUUGAUAAUGAUGCAACGAUGCAAAAUAUAUUUAUUUUCUUCAAGUUUUAUGUUGGACUGACUUAAUCAGACAAUCCCAGUCAUAUUCGCUGACAUAUGUAAUGCCUUAAAUAUUGAAGACCUUAAACUGGACCAUGUGUUUAAUUAAUCAGAGUUAAACAUACAAUGUUUCAUGUGACAGUGAUUUGUUCAUCAAGCCAGACUUUGUUUUUGUAUACUGUGAAUACUGAUCCUGUGACAUCAAUGAUAGUGUUGUUUUUCUUUGACAAACUUUUCAUAUGAUUUUUGAUGCAAAAAAACGUGAAUAAAUUGU